Molecule: messenger RNA, 1647 nt
Organism: Ilyonectria robusta
Lineage: Eukaryota; Fungi; Ascomycota; Sordariomycetes; Hypocreales; Nectriaceae
Product: LETM1-like protein-domain-containing protein
Exons: 2
Coding region: 1-1647 (548 amino acids)
Biological process (GO): intracellular monoatomic cation homeostasis
Cellular component (GO): mitochondrial inner membrane
Molecular function (GO): ribosome binding
Source: RefSeq, a predicted model, not a curated record
AUGAGCGCUUCCUCCAACGUCGCUCGCAGGGCCGUCUCCCGGAACCCCUUGUUGGGUAACGCGAGGGCCCUUUCUCGAGGAGUCUCCCCUGCGGUUUUCGGUCGCCAUGUCAGCCGCCAUGCCAAAAUCCCAGCCAUCGCCCUCUUGAUCCCCAUGCGGGCCAUGAGCACCGAGCACCACCGACCCGAUGGACCCCCGGCCGGCCCUCCCCCCGGAUUCAACGCCGAAUUGGCUAAGAAGCCCCUCCCGAAGGAAUCUACCACAGCCGCCGUCAAGAAGGACACCAAGACCCAAGAUGCCGCGGCAAAGGACGGUGCCGUAAAGGCCUCUGAUGCGACCAAAGAGACACCGGCUGCGACCGAAGUAGUGGCCAAGACGGAGAGUUCUGCGACCCAGGAGGUGACCAAGGCAGAGAAGGAGGUCAAGGCGACGGUCUGGGAAAAGGUCAAGAAGGAGGUCCAGCACUAUUGGGACGGCAGCAAGCUUAUGGCUGCCGAAGUCAAGAUCAGCUGGCGGUUGGCGCUGAAGAUGGCGGCCGGCUACGAACUCACGCGCCGUGAGAACAAGCAGUUGCAGCGAACGGUCCAGGAUCUCGGCCGCCUGAUCCCCUUUUCCGUCUUCAUCAUCGUCCCCCUUGGCGAGGCCCUGAUUCCCUUCGCCCUCAAGCUCUUUCCCAACAUGCUCCCUAGCACAUUUGAGGGACAAAAGUCCAAGGAGGCCAAGGCCACCCUUUUGCGAUCCACCCGCAAGGAUGUCAGCGUGUUCCUCCGACAAACGCUCAAGGAGACGGGUCUGCCGCUAAGCGUAGCCACCGCACAGAAGGAGGAGUUCUCCAACUUCUUCCGCAAGGUCCGAUCAACGGGCGAGGCACCCACGGCUCAAGAUGUCAUCAAGGUGUGCAAGGUGUUCCGGGAUGACCUGACGCUGGACAACCUGUCACGACCCCAGCUGGUUUCCAUGUGCAAGUACAUGAACCUCAACACUUUUGGAACCGACAUGAUGCUUCGGUACCAGAUCCGCCACCGCAUGCGACAGAUUAAGCGAGAUGACAAGGCCAUCAGCUACGAGGGAGUAGACAGCCUGACUGUUGGAGAACUCCAGAUGGCGUGUGCGGCUCGUGGCAUCCGAACCCACAGUGUUUCGCCCGCACGUAUGCGUGCCGACCUUCAGACCUGGCUGGACCUCCGUCUCAUAGAGGGCGUUCCCUCGACCCUUCUGGUGCUCAGCAACGCCUACAUGUACGGACAGGGAUCUGGCGAGGGAUCCAGCCAGAUCGAGGCCCUGAUUGGCGUGCUUUCGGCUAUCCCCGAGGAGCUCUACCACGAGAUCGAGCUUGAGGUGCACAACGCCGAGGGCGCAGCUACCAACAAGCUGCGACUAGAGGUCAUCAAGGAGCAGCAGGGGCUGAUCGAGGACGAGGCCGAACAGGACCACGCCAGCCAGAGCACCGGAUUUGCGACGCCCCGAGAUUUGGACGACAUUGAUGAGAAGGAAGAGCGGCUCGCAACGGCUGCGGCGGCUGCGGCGGCUGGCUUAGAGAAGAAGCCCGCGGCCGAGAUGGUGGAGGCGGAGAUUGAGCUAAGCAAGGUGGCCGAGGCGGAGGCUGCUGCUGCGGCCAGGGUGAACAGCAAGAGCGAGCAGAAGUAA